AUGGGGGAUUCAGAUGAAACUCAGAAUAAUUAUCUAUUACACUCUUUAGUUAAUUAAAGUAGAAUUAAUGAAAGGAUCAAUUACAUUAAUCUAUUAGAUUUGAUGAAUAAAUAUAAUCCAUGA
Messenger RNA from Paramecium primaurelia, 123 nucleotides. The record is from the annotation of a GenBank genome assembly. NCBI's taxonomy places the organism in Eukaryota, Ciliophora, Oligohymenophorea, Peniculida, Parameciidae.